AUGAAAAGAUUCCGAGAUGCCGGGAUGGGAAUUGUGUUCAUCUUUCUCAAUCAGCUCCUUGUUGUACCCAUCCAGAUCGUACUCGAUCUACAUUCAUUCAACAUCCCAGCUUCCGUCUUAGUCAUGCUCCUUUUUUGGGUCUUCAUGAUUGUCACGAACUACAUUCAUACAGGUACCGCACAACUAUACAACAAGCAUUUACGUGGCACAAUCGAUUUUCUCGGCCGGCACAUGUCUUUCGGGUUUGUGGCAUCGUUCAUAAUGCUCAACAAAGAUCGUACACCUAGUGCUAUAGAAGUGUCCAAGAUUGCCGGCGCGUUCCUUAUAACCACUGCAAUAAGUUAUAUUGGCGCUUAUCUGGUUACGUCAGGCAGUUUCAAGCUGGAGCAACAAUUUCGAGGCCAGCAAACGAAGGUGUGCGACUUGGAAGAUGGUAACAAAUCUUGGCCUAGACCUUCCACGGCAUUGCCGACACUACCAACAGAAGCAUCCCCAAGACCCCUACCCCAAUUGUCUCGGUUAAGUGUGACUCUCGUGAAGAACAAGUGUCUCACUUCAAUUGAGCCUGUGAAAAGGGGUUCGACUUCGCAAUUUAUAGAUCAUCUUGUUCGCACUUCCCCGAUAUGGAUUUGUUUCUUCAUCCUCACCGUAGUGGGAAUUCCGGUGUCAAUUGCGACUCGUUACGAUACACCGUUCGAAUCUCUGUGCUUUGUACUAUUUUGGAUCUUAUCUGUCCAGUUCCAAAGAUCGCUAAAAUCAUCAUGCCGCCUCCAGCGAUCCCCGCGAUUAAGGUCAACGAUAGUUAUUUUGGCGAAUCCGGUUAUGGUUACCUGGGCACUAGGAACGGGCUACAUCUGGAUCAAAACAGCCUACACCAAGCAGACCAUCGACGUCAUCAUCUCCGAGUUUCACAGACACAACACCUUAUCGGAAGGCAUAAUGGCUAUUGUGGAAGGGGGUAAUCUGACCAAUCACAUUGGUGCCGGCGAUCUUUUUGGACCAGUCCUAGAUGCUGGCAUCGUUUGCUUAGGGUUCAAGAUGUUCGAAUACCGAAAAGAGCUAUGGGAGAGCUUCGUCACGGUAUUUACCACAUGCGCAAUCCUCGCCGUUGUCAACGUCUUCCUCAACGUCCUCAUUGCUCGCGUAAUCGGGUUGAAGUCUACCGACGCUCUUGCCUUUGCGGCACGGUCCGUCACCAUCGCUCUGGGAGUACCCGCGAUCCAAAACUUGGGCGGAAGCGCUACGAUCAUGAGCGCAAUGGUCAUAUUUGGCGGGAUCCUCUUCCAGAUGGCCGGUAAUUGGGUGUUCUCCAUCAUGCGGAUACAAGAUCAGGAAUGCCAGCAGGCAUCAGACAGUAUUAGCGAUAAGGACGUAGAAAAAGGAUUCGCGACGGAACGGAAUGAGAGAGAUUCGCGGCGGAGCGCUGGCUCGGAUAACGCUGUCAUCGCUGCCGGUGUAACGGUUGGUAUAAACGCGGCGGCUAUGGGUACGGCACACUUAAUCGAGCGCGACUCGAGGGCCACCGCGUAUUCGGCAUUGUCCAUGACUUUGUUUGGGGCUAUGACAGUAGCACUUACGGCCUUUCCCGGUGUCUCGGAGGCGGUGAUUUAUCUAGCAAAUUUAUGA
Messenger RNA from Annulohypoxylon maeteangense, 1626 nucleotides. RefSeq names its product LrgB-like family-domain-containing protein. The record is from RefSeq and is a predicted model, not a curated record. Lineage: Eukaryota; Fungi; Ascomycota; Sordariomycetes; Xylariales; Hypoxylaceae. The coding region runs from base 1 to 1626 and encodes 541 amino acids. The transcript has 2 exons.